GAGUUGUGUUGAUAAUUGUCAUUAAUGUUUCUUUUGCUCACGUGCUUUCAUCUGGUGUACUCUGUCUCUGUGCUCUUGUACUCCGUCAUUAUAUAAUUCGUUUAAUCGUAUUUCAUAGUUCUGACUCUUGUCAGAGAUUAUUACCAUAAAUACCAUACUAUUUAUUUGUCGUCGACCUAAUUAUAAUGGCCAAGAGUAUAAGGAGUAAGUGGCGGCGGAAGAUGAGGGCUAUUAAGCGAAUCAGAUAUGGCGCUAAGGAAUUAGAUAGGUUGAAGAAGAUGCUGGUGAACGCCGGAGAAAUAGAAGUCAAGGAAGGCGGUGAAAUUGAACACAUUUGUUUAGUUAAGGCUAAAAAUGAAGAAGCAGAAAAAAUUCAACUAGAGAAGGAGGAAAAAAGUAAAGUGGAUAAAAYUGCAGAACCAUUAAAGGAAACAACAAAAAAAGUUCAACAUCCCACUUGGUUAAGGAAAAAAGAAUACAAAAAAUACAUAAGGAGCUAUAGAAAACAACAAUCAAUUAAUGCUAAAAGAAUAAAGGGAUCUAUUAAAAAAAAAGUAUCAGUGUAAAAAAAUUGUAAUUUUUACCAUUUUAAAAAUAAAAUACUUCUGUUUAAAGUUUAUCAUUGACUUUAAAAUUUUUAAUUUUAAAAAGUUUAGCUCAUCUUCCAAAUUUCAAACGUAAUUAUUAUAUUCUGUAWGCUCUGUAAUA
Messenger RNA from Diuraphis noxia (Russian wheat aphid), 708 nucleotides. RefSeq names its product protein LLP homolog. The record is from RefSeq and is a predicted model, not a curated record. Gene Ontology annotation, cellular component: nucleolus. Gene Ontology annotation, biological process: dendrite extension. Gene Ontology annotation, molecular function: RNA binding. Lineage: Eukaryota; Metazoa; Arthropoda; Insecta; Hemiptera; Aphididae.